Strongylocentrotus purpuratus (purple sea urchin) is the source of this 620-nucleotide messenger RNA. Its product is annotated as vitamin K epoxide reductase complex subunit 1-like. Gene Ontology annotation, biological process: peptidyl-glutamic acid carboxylation; vitamin K metabolic process. The record is from RefSeq and is a predicted model, not a curated record. The coding region runs from base 61 to 573 and encodes 170 amino acids. Gene Ontology annotation, molecular function: vitamin-K-epoxide reductase (warfarin-sensitive) activity. Lineage: Eukaryota; Metazoa; Echinodermata; Echinoidea; Camarodonta; Strongylocentrotidae. The transcript has 3 exons.
GCCUUUGAUUUACGGUAUCAUUUACGUGGCCGUAGUGGUUGGUAAACCGAAUUUUCAAUCAUGGUGACACUUGUUCGCACAGAUUUUCCUACUUUAAGGACAAUAUUUUGUAUAGCAGGAAUACUUCUGUCAUUUUAUGCACUUUAUGUCGAGCUCAGCAAAGAACAUAACCCUGAUUUUCAGGCGAUGUGUGAUUUAAGCGGGACCAUCAGUUGUUCAAAGGUGUUCACUUCCAAAUAUGGAAAGGGCUUUGGAAUUAUUGGACAGAUUUUGGGAGAGGAUAACAUUCUCAAUCAGCCCAACUCCAUUUAUGGUAUAAUCUUCUUUUGUCUUCAAAUCGCUUUGGCGAUGGUCUUCAGUUACUCAGCGUCCAUUCUCCUUCUAUUAACAUCAGUAGUAUCUGUCAUUGGUUGCUUCUACCUUGCGUAUAUACUCAUGUUCGUUCUGGAGGAUGCUUGCCUUGUCUGUAUAUCAACGUACGUCGUGAAUGCCGCCCUCUUUUUCAUCAAUUUAAUCCGGUGGAAUUCGGAAAGGAGAGAAAGAAAGUAUACAAGGAAGUCCAAAUCGGAUUGAUGCCAAAAUCAGUUCUUGAGUUUUAUUUGUAAAUGUUUUUAUUGCAA